This is a messenger RNA of Durusdinium trenchii, 1578 nucleotides long. The record is from the annotation of a GenBank genome assembly. Lineage: Eukaryota; Dinophyceae; Suessiales; Symbiodiniaceae.
AUGGCUCGGCAGGCUGUGAAGCCUGAUGAGCUGCAGCCAGUGCUGGACACCGUUGCUUCCUCCGCGCUCACACGCAUUCCAGCAUUCCGGGCAGGCUGUGAGGCACUUCGGACGGCCGCCGCGCAGCGGCCGGACGCGCCGUCGCUGGCCUCGGUCUUGAUGCUGCUCCAAAAGGCCACCGCGCCUUCCGAGCCGCAGCCUGAGGAGGAGGCUGAAGAGGUCGAGACCAAGAUGGGAGCUGCAUCAGGCGGCUUUGACGAGGAACGACCGUUGAGCCCAUUGGAGCUGGCGGAGCGCCUUGGACGGCUGGGGAAGGCCAAGAAGGCCAAUCCCACGGAGUUGUCCAUGGUGGCGGACCGCUUCCUGGCCACUGUGGAGAGUCUCAGCAAGGAUGAGCUGCUGCCAGCUUUGUCAAAUGUGCUCCUGGCCGGGCGCUGGCGCAUCCAGCGCGAAGCCUUGCUGCUCGAGGUGGUGGAGCGCCUGGGCGAUCAGGUGGCGAUGCGCUCGCCGGAGCUGACGAGUUUGCAGCUGGUCUCCGCCGUGGAUGUGCCUGAAGCACAGCCAUACCAUUUGGUCUUCGAAGCGGCCUUGUUGGAGCUGUUGCAGAAGAAGCAACCCUUGACAUGGCAGCAGGCCAUCGUCGUGCUCGAGGCCUUUGCCGCGGUGCAGAUCCGCAUCCCCGAGCUGGCUCGCAUCUACCAGCGCUUCCAGCGGCAACAGGAGCUGGCACGGCUGCCGACCAUGGGCAUGGUGCGUUUCCUGGCUGCGGCCACUCAGCUGGAACUCACCGAGAACCGCGAUGUGAAGGAGAUGACGUGCAGGAUUUUGGCCGAGACGUCACCCGAGCGUCCCCUGCCCGUGGUGGAUACAGUCUCACUGAUCGAAAGCUUGUGGCUCUCGGGCAGCGUGUUGCAGGACAUGCAGCUGAGACAUUUGCUCAGCUGGGUUGCGACCCUGCGCCCGCGGGAGCUGUCGGAGCAGAACCUCACCACUCUGCGCAACUACAUCCUCUUCAUCCUGGCUCAGGAAGAUGGAAGCGCACGUUUGAGCUUGCAGAGGAUGCCCGUGGAGAUCCAGACCCGGCUCUCCGAGCUUCUCUGCCAUCCAUCCCCUUGCUGGACCAGGACGCCCAGCGAGGAGACACGGCUCCUGCGCUCCGAGGUGUCGGAGCUGCUUCUGGAAAAGGCGCCCAGCCAUGUGGCCGCGCUGCCGGCGGUGUCGCUGGGCCCGGCGGGGCAGGCGGAUCUAGAGGUCAACCAUGUUGGUUGGCUGCUGGAUGGCCCUGAGGCCUUUUUCCGGCCCUUCACGCCCUUGCGGUACACCCCCCAGGAGAAGCAGAGAGCUUGGCUGCUGGAGACCUUGCUUCGUCGCGACGACAUGCGCCAGGCGGUCGUGGCCGACUUCUUCCCGAAGGCACGGCAGUGGCCCACGCUGCCACGCCUUCAACGGCUCAAUUGGUUGGAGUGGGGCCAAGCAUCGUCUGUCGCUGCCAAGAAGCGAUUGUUGGGCGUCGACGAAGGAUGGUUUUCCGCGGCGGCGAAGGAAGGGCAGCGAAGCCAGGAGGCCACAGCCAGCUGA